CUUCAAUUCCGUUGUUUGUUUCAAUUAUCUCUGUCAUUCUCCCUUCCCUCUCCACUCAAACAACUUUUUUGUUUCUUUAUUGAAAACUCAAAACAACUUUUUUGUUUCUUUAUUGAAAAUUGGACGCUUUGUGAACAGAGGUAUGAACUAUGAAGUGGGAGACUCCACACCAUUAUUUAAAUCCUCCAAUUAACUCCCCCACUAGCAGGCGAUUUAGAGAGAGAAAAAAAAAAAAAAAAAACUUAGAGAGAGAAAGAGAUGUGCUGCAGCUAUAGAUUAAUCUCAGGAAGCGACUCUCGCUUCUCUCUCCUCCCAACACAACCCACCCUCCUCCACGCUCGCACCUCCACGCCCGACCCAUUUCUCCGCCUUUCCUUCCCCACCCAUUUCCCCAAAUCUUCUACACUUUCGGUCCUGACCCGGGUCGGAUCUGUCAGGACCAAGGCCGCAAUCAAUGACGGGUUCGUCACUGCGCUUGGGGAUGUAGACAUGAUGAGCUUUUACGAGCUUCUGGGGAUCUCCGAGACGGGGACGAUGGUGGAGAUCAAGCAAGCGUACAAGCAGUUGGCCCGGAAGUAUCACCCGGACGUGUCGCCUCCGGGUCGGGUCGAGGAGUACACGCGGGCGUUUAUUCGGGUGCAGGAGGCCUACGAGACGUUGUCGGAUCCGAGAAGUCGGGCUUUGUAUGACAGAGACAUGGCAAAGGGGCUUCACCUCGCCUUCUCCGCUCGAAGGCGUUACCAAAGUGAUGAGGCAAUAGAGGAGAGAAGCACGUGGAAGAACUGUUGGCAGGCUCAGCUAUCAGAGUUGAAGAGAAGAAGCAUGAACAAGGACACCAGAGGAAAAAUGUCAUGGGGAGCACGGAUGCGCAGGCAAAGAAAUGAGUCCAACUGAUCCAUCCUGGCUAGACAAUGAAUUGGUGUCCAAUGUUUGUGAAUGAAACACAUGCCUUUCCUGGCUCUAAUAUUUUCACACAUCCAGACAUCCUUGCCCUGAUGGUUCCUUUGGUUUGGCAGAUCCUGGCUAGACAAUGAAUUGUUUUUCCAAUGUUUGUGAAUAAAAACAUGCCUGUCCUUGCUCUCAUCAUUUCACAACCCUCGACCUUACUUUGAAAUGAGAGGAAAUACCAUUAGGUUACAGGUUUUGAUGGUGAAUGUCGGUUAAACUAUAACAUGUUUUUUUUCCCCCUUCAAAUAUCUUGGUUUAUUUUAAUUUUGGUAGUGGCACAUAUGGUGUAAAUAGAUAGAUAUAGAAGAGAGAGGGUCCAAUUGGUCUCCUUUGCUCUUCAUAACUUUUUACUGAUGUCAAGUAAAUGUCAACUAUUAUUAAUUUAUUAGCCUCCAACACACAACAAUAAUAAA
Cornus florida is the source of this 1361-nucleotide messenger RNA. RefSeq names its product chaperone protein dnaJ 20, chloroplastic-like. Gene Ontology annotation, cellular component: chloroplast. Lineage: Eukaryota; Viridiplantae; Streptophyta; Magnoliopsida; Cornales; Cornaceae. The transcript has 3 exons. The record is from RefSeq and is a predicted model, not a curated record. The coding region runs from base 259 to 894 and encodes 211 amino acids.